Meyerozyma guilliermondii ATCC 6260 is the source of this 921-nucleotide messenger RNA. RefSeq lists its product as uncharacterized. Gene Ontology annotation, molecular function: protein binding. NCBI's taxonomy places the organism in Eukaryota, Fungi, Ascomycota, Pichiomycetes, Serinales, Debaryomycetaceae. The transcript has a single exon. Gene Ontology annotation, biological process: regulation of translational initiation. Gene Ontology annotation, cellular component: cytoplasm. The record is from RefSeq and is a predicted model, not a curated record. Bases 1 to 921 code for a protein of 306 amino acids.
AUGGAUCAAAAUCUAGUGAGCUGCGAAAUUCAUCGUAGUACAAAAAGUGAGACACUAUUUUUCACUAUGACACUACAAGAAUUAUAUGACGAGGUCGACGCCAUACAGGCGAUAUAUCCCGACUCUAUAACACUCAAGGCUCCACAGAUAUAUGCAUUGACAAUUCCUGACCAUCCCAAGUUGGAAAUUCAAUUGGCCUUCCCUGAUGAGUAUCCCGAUAGAAUACCAUCGCUAGUAGGAGUGGUUAGCCACGACAACCGCAGAUAUACGGAUGUUCGUUACUUGGAGGAGAGCAUAACCAAAGUGAUUUCUACUGUAUUUGUUUCCGGAAUGGUAUGUCUAUUUGAUGUUAUAAAUGAAUUGGAGGUGAUACUCUCAACGUAUAAGCCUGCCGUUUCUCCAACCCCAGAACCCAGCUCUCCGGAAGCCAAGAACGAGUCCAAAGAAGAAAAUGAGUCUAAAGCUUCAACGACGAAGGAAGAAAAGUCAACCAAGAGCACAACAAGCAUUCCUCAGCACGAUCCACGAGCAGGUUGGUUAGUUUCAGAGACCAUCUUAGAUCGUGGAUCUACAUUCAUAGCGUUCGCUCGUCAAGUAAAUUCGGUUGAGGAAGCCAAGAAGUACCUCGAUAUACUUCUUACUGAUCGAAAAAUCGCUCGAGCAACUCACAACAUCACCAGCUGGAGGAUAAAGAGAGAUGAUGGUAUACAGUUCCAAGACUGCGACGACGAUGGAGAAACCGCAGCUGGAGGACGUUUGCUUCAUCUCUUGACAAUGAUGGAUGCAUGGAAUAUGAUAGUUGUUGUGAGCAGAUGGUUUGGAGGCACCCAUUUGGGUCCAGAUAGAUUCAAACAUAUCAAUUCGGCUGCCCGGGAUGUUGUGACGAAGGGUAAUUUCGACAACAAAAAGAAGAAGAAAUGA